Cryptococcus wingfieldii CBS 7118 is the source of this 240-nucleotide messenger RNA. RefSeq lists its product as hypothetical. The record is from RefSeq and is a predicted model, not a curated record. The coding region runs from base 1 to 240 and encodes 79 amino acids. Lineage: Eukaryota; Fungi; Basidiomycota; Tremellomycetes; Tremellales; Cryptococcaceae. The transcript has 3 exons.
AUGGCCAAAUGGCCAAGAAAUCUUCUCGAAUGUCUUGACGACUCAGGUAAGCUAGAGGUCGAGGUCUUUGAAGUCGACUUCCACUCCCUGGCAGGCCUCUGGGACGACGUGGCGAUGCCUGUAGCCUCCAAGCCCGAAAUGGGCUUGGAGUGGGUCCCAGCCUACGUCGUUGUCUAUAGAAAGCUCUUGAACUGGUCCUCCUCCACCACAACGCUUCUUGUUCGCCGGGAGAAGGCUUAG